AUGGGGGCCUGGAGGAGUAGUGGGGACGCGAGUAGUAUGUGGAUCACAACAUCAAACUGCAUUAGGGAAGCUGCUAGAGAGGUGUUAGGCGUAUCCAAGGGUUAUUCGGGAGGCCACAAAGCAGAAUGGUGGUGGAAUGAGGAGGUCCAAGGAAAAGUGGAAGCUAAGAAAGCGACAUAUCUGAAGCUAGUAGGGAGCACAUAUAAGGAGGAGCAGAGGACGUGUAGGGAGCGUUAUAAGAUGGCAAGUAAAGAGGCAAAAUUUGCAGUCACGGCGGCUAAGACUGCAACUUUUGAGAGAUUGUAUGAGGAUCUUGGGAGCAAAGGAGGAGACAAGAAACUGUACAAGUUAGCCAAGAUUAGGGAGAGGAAGGCUUGGGACCUGGAUCAAGUGCGGUGCAUCAAAGACGAAAAUGGUAGGGUUCUGGUGGAAGAGGUGGGUAUUAAGCGUAGAUGGCAGGAGUACUUUCAUAGACUCCUGAACGAGGAAGGGGACAGGAACAUCGUACUAGGAGAGUUGGAAAACCCAGGGAUCCAUAGGGAUUUUGGGUUUUGUAGGCAUAUUAGGAGCGAGGGGGCAAUGCGGAAGAUAAGCAGGGGUAAGGCAACUGGGCCUCACGAGAUCCCAGUAGAAUUUUGGAAGGAAGUGGGGCGGGCAGGCUUGGAACGCCUUACUGGGUUGUUUAAUGCCAUUUUCAGGGGAAAAAAGAUGCCCGGGGAGUGGCGGUAG
This is a messenger RNA of Nicotiana attenuata, 729 nucleotides long. RefSeq lists its product as uncharacterized. NCBI's taxonomy places the organism in Eukaryota, Viridiplantae, Streptophyta, Magnoliopsida, Solanales, Solanaceae. Bases 1 to 729 code for a protein of 242 amino acids. The record is from RefSeq and is a predicted model, not a curated record. The transcript has a single exon.